Molecule: messenger RNA, 1111 nt
Organism: Cyclopterus lumpus (lumpfish)
Lineage: Eukaryota; Metazoa; Chordata; Actinopteri; Perciformes; Cyclopteridae
Gene: knstrn
Product: kinetochore localized astrin (SPAG5) binding protein
Exons: 9
Coding region: 200-859 (219 amino acids)
Biological process (GO): spindle organization; regulation of attachment of spindle microtubules to kinetochore; mitotic sister chromatid segregation
Cellular component (GO): kinetochore; microtubule plus-end; centriolar satellite
Source: RefSeq, a predicted model, not a curated record
GUCUGAUUCAUACUCCGGAGCAGAAGGUGGCGGUAAUGCACCAAUAAUAGGGGUGCCAACCGCCGUAAAAAUCAAAUAAGAAGAAGAAGAAUCGACCCGCCUUUAGAAACUUCCCCGGGACAAUAGUUGUCAAUAGUGCUGUUGACAAGCCUUAUACUUAAUGCAUCCGUAAAGGUGCCUUGUAUUCAUUGCACAGCAGAUGAAGAAAAUGUCAUCCAAAAUUCCAAGAGGUGUGCACUUACCUGCAGAAAUGAAGAAAGCUGGUUUUAAAGUUGAAUCCAAAGACACAGCAAAUGCUUCCCAAAAGUCAGAUGUUAUUCUCAAACCUCAAAAAGAUAACGUUCCCAAGAAAGCUGUUGCUCCCAAGGUACACAAAGGGAUCUCCACCAAGUAUGGGCAACAGGCAGAACUUAAGGGGCAAAAUCAGCAUCUGAUGGCUACCAAUGAGGAGCUGCAGAAAAACCUCACAGAGACACAGCAAAGAGUAGCUACGUUGGAGAUGCAGGUCAGUGAACUUAAAAAGGAGACUGGAGAGGGUCAGAAAAAACUGAAGGACUGUCACAUACUCUUAGUCGCAGCCAAUAUAGACCCAGUUUUAGGAGAAAGGGUUGGAGAAGCUGCACAACAAAAUGAAGCCAAAUGGAAAGAGGUUAUGAGUGUCUCCACAGACCUGCUGAAUGAAUUGAAAGUGUUUGGAGACACUGCAUCACAGCAACGUGUCCGGUUAGAGGAAAUCCAAACAACGAUGACGGGACUCGCAAAAGGACAAGAACAUAUGAUGCAAGAAAGGGAGAACUUCUCCCUGCAGGUGGCUACAAUGGAAAAUGCUCUGAAGGAAGCAGAAGCGCUCUUGCUGUAAAAAUUAUAAUAAUUUAGAAGUUAAAAAAAAAAAAAAGUAUUGAUCCAUAUUGUAUGUUUUAAUGUUAGUGUGACUGAAACUUAAUACAAUAUUCUUUAUUCCCAUGCUCCUUAUCUAAUUUUCAUAUUUCAAACAGUCAAAAUGUGAUUUCAGAAACAUUAUUUUUACUUUUAUAUUAAUAAAUGAAGAUAUUCUAUUGAGUUGCAGAUCAGUCUUGAAAAAAUUGAAUUUUAAUAAAAUACUUAAGAAUUC